Molecule: messenger RNA, 1405 nt
Organism: Anastrepha obliqua
Lineage: Eukaryota; Metazoa; Arthropoda; Insecta; Diptera; Tephritidae
Exons: 3
Coding region: 92-922 (276 amino acids)
Source: RefSeq, a predicted model, not a curated record
UAGCAGCGGCAAUUUUUUAGUGAUCAAAAUAAUAAACAAGAUUCCCGUUUAUAAAAUUUUCCACCACCGUUUCCUUCGCUAUAUUACCGAAAUGGACGAUAUUAAGCAGUUGUUGCAGCACAAUGGUCUUCAGUAUGUGUUGUCAGAGUCGAGCUCCGCCAGUGAGAGCGAAGAAAGCACAAUUUCAGCUUUUAAAAUCGGGCAAAAGGUUGACCAGCAAGGUCGUAUGCCAACCAGACGGCCCAACCCGAAUGUGCACAACAGAAACGCUUUGUUAGCACGGGAAAAUCGUCGCAAGAAAAAGGCACAUUUAGAGGCAAUGGAGAAGGAGUUGGAGGAAGUGCGGGCGGCAAACAAGCAUCUUAAGAAGGCUUUGAAGCAGCAAAUGAAAGCAGUUGAACAACUCCAGCGGGAGAAAAGGUAUUUUCAGAGCGUUAUAACAAAUCACAAAGAAAUAGAGAAUCUUAUUAAAGCUCUGAAUGUUCGAAUGCAUGUGCAGCAGUCGUCGAAUGCGAAUUCACCGAUGUUGAGUUCUCCUGGGUAUGGAGACAGUUCUCCAUCAUCAAACAUUUCGCAGCAUGUAGCCAACAUGGACAAGGGUUUACAAAAUGACGACUUCGUUCGAAAUCCUCUUUAUACAUCGGAUAUUUCAAAUAAUGAUCUCGUUACAUCGUCUAUUUGUAAUGAUACAUGGUCCGAUAUCCUCGAUGAAGAUUUUCAAACGGCAGACCUGGCACAAUUAACAACGGUUACAAAUGAACACAGUUACGCAGAAUUAGGACAAAUGAUUUCGUCAAAUAGUACAGGAGAAGAUGCGGGCAUUUGUUUACAUAUAAGGCAAGGGGAAAUUUCUCUGGAAUUCUGCCCUAGUUGCAGUUGGAAUGCAAAUAAUAAUUCCACUGCAAACAUUUUGCAGAAUUAAUUUUUGUUAUUAAAACUUUGUUUUUACUUUUAGCGAUACGUAGUAUUUAUAAUGAAUAUUUGAAUCUUUAAUUAAAUGUAAGAAGGAUUUGGAGUACAUAAAAUAAUAAGCUCUUGACUGGCACAAGACUUUUCAGCUCCCAAGCUUGUGGAACUUGGUAAAAUUAUAAACAUUUGAUAUUGUAUUCACUAUUUUUUCAACGAGUUCUAGUCGGAAGAAUUAUAGCUGUAUAUUUUGUAGGAAAUUGAAUUGAGAGCACCUAAAUUUGAAAUAUAAACAUACAUAUGUAUAUAAAAGGACUUUUGAACAGUAUACUACUUAUUGAACCUUACUUUUAUACCCUUGCACAUUUGUGCUUAGGGGUAUUGUAAUUUGCUUCACAAAACGCUUGUAUGUAAAAUCCUAAAAUAGUCGAGAUAUAAUAGACUAGUACUUAGUCUUGCCAUAAAUUCUGUGACAAAUUUUACGAUGCAUAUGGAAGAA